CAUGUCACGUCACGUGACCGUGCAUGAGUUCCGCGAACAUGGCGACCAUCGGUGGAAGCCCGGAGAGCACUGUGAGGAAAAGACGUGUGGACAGCAGGAGGACAGAGACGGACCAUGUUCCUAGCAGCGCCGAUAAUGGAGCAGGAGACAACAGAGACACGGACAAAGAGACGCAGCUACAUCCGGGGACUUUCUGGCUCACCCGUGUUGUUCUGCUGCGCUCCGUCGCCUUUAUUUACAUUGUGGCCUUCAGCGUGGCCUACAAUCAGAACAAGCAGCUGAUCGGAGACAAUGGCCUCAUGCCCUGUAAGAAUUACCUAAACAGUGUCAAGCGCUAUGUGGGAGGAAAGAUCGGACUGGAGGCCUUGGCCUACACACCCUCCAUCCUGUGGUUCCUGGACUGGAGUAGCAUGGACGCCAACCUAGAUGGCAUGGCCCUGGUGGGGAUGGCCCUGUCAGGGUUUGUCCUGGUGACGGGAAUGGCUAAUAUGGUGAUCAUGGUCACACUGUGGGUCCUUUAUCACUCCCUGGUCAACGUGGGACAGCUGUGGUACUCGUUUGGCUGGGAGAGCCAGCUGCUGGAGACGGGCUUCCUGGCCAUUUUCUUGUGUCCAGUCUGGACUCUGUCCCAGGUGCCUCGCAGCUGCCCCCCCUCCCUUAUCUGCAUCUGGACCUUCAGGUGGCUCAUUGUUCGCAUCAUGCUGGGAGCUGGUCUCAUUAAGAUCAGAGGAGACAAGUGCUGGAGAGACCUCACCUGUAUGGACUACCACUACGAGACCCAGCCAGUGCCCAACCCAGUGUCCUACUACAUGCAUCGCUUCCCCUGGUGGUUCCAUCGCUUCGAGACGUUGUCCAAUCACUUCAUCGAGCUCAUCGCCCCCUUCUUCACCUUCCUGGGUCGGCGUAUGUGCAUGGUGAACGGAGCCAUUCAGAUUCUGUUUCAGGUGGUCUUAAUAAUCAGUGGAAACCUCAGCUUUCUCAACUGGCUCACCAUUGUUCCCAGCUUGGCCUGCUUUGACGAUGCAUCGCUGGGCUUCUUGUUCAGCCGCGGCUCUGGAGCUCAGCAAUCUGUGUUGGAGUUGCAGAAGGAGAAAUCGGCCGGGCGCACGCCCAAACCCACCAAAGGUACGUUGAUUCGUCGGGUGGUGAACGUUUCUUUGGCUGUUCUCAUUGGCUACCUGAGCAUCCCCGUGGUGAUGAACCUGUUCAGCUCUAGACAGGUGAUGAACACCUCCUUUGACCCGUUGCGCAUCGUCAACACCUACGGAGCUUUUGGCAGCAUCACUAAGGAGCGGACCGAGGUGAUUUUCCAGGGAACUCUGAGCCCGGAUCCCAAGGACCCUGGGGCAGUUUGGGAGGAGUACCAGUUCAGGUGUAAACCAGGAGAGGUUUCCAGACGACCAUGCCUCAUCUCACCGUACCACUACAGGCUGGACUGGCUCAUGUGGUUUGCUGCCUUCCAGACGUACGAGCAGAGCGAGUGGGUGAUCCAUAUAGCAGGACGACUCCUAUCCAACGACAGCACCGUGCUCUCACUGCUGGAUCAUAACCCCUUCCAGGGCAGAGACCCCCCCAAGUGGGUUCGAGGAGAACAUUUCAUAUACAAGUUCAGCCAGCCGGGCAGUGCCAGUGCAGCGCAGGGCCAGUGGUGGCUGAGGAAACGCAUCGGAGUUUACUUCCCUGCUGUGGACCUAGAAGGGCUCAGGGGCUACUUUCAGUCCAGAAACUGGCCCCACCCACAUAUACCGACAAACCGGGACUAAAACCAAACAUAAACCCUGUGAGCCAAUGUUUUCAUAAAGAACUCUUCAAUAAACUCAUCUCUGACCAUG
Messenger RNA from Nothobranchius furzeri (turquoise killifish), 1832 nucleotides. It is a transcript of the gene lmf1, whose product is annotated as lipase maturation factor 1. Gene Ontology annotation, biological process: protein maturation. Lineage: Eukaryota; Metazoa; Chordata; Actinopteri; Cyprinodontiformes; Nothobranchiidae. The record is from RefSeq and is a predicted model, not a curated record. Gene Ontology annotation, cellular component: endoplasmic reticulum membrane.